Messenger RNA from Daucus carota subsp. sativus, 1693 nucleotides. RefSeq lists its product as uncharacterized. The transcript has 17 exons. Gene Ontology annotation, cellular component: alpha DNA polymerase:primase complex. Lineage: Eukaryota; Viridiplantae; Streptophyta; Magnoliopsida; Apiales; Apiaceae. Gene Ontology annotation, biological process: DNA replication, synthesis of primer. The coding region runs from base 161 to 1522 and encodes 453 amino acids. The record is from RefSeq and is a predicted model, not a curated record.
GAAACGGCACAUCCGGACCCAAAUAUUCCCGCCAAAUCUGUGAAGGCAUUCCCGCCAUUUACAUUAUAAUGAUCAUCCCGAAGCAGAAGAAAUGAGACUGAGCAGCAACAAAUCGAACGCGAGAUACAUCACUCCACAUUAUUAUUAUUAUUGUUAGAUCAUGCCCGGAGAAGAAGAAAUCGGAAGAGAUGACAUGAUAAUCGACCAACUUCAAUCUGAUUUCACGCCAAUCAAUGCGCUUCCCGAUGAAUUUAACCCUAAUUACCUUAAACUUUAUUACGGAAAGCUUUUUCCACAUGCCGAUCUCUUUAGAUGGAUGUCAUAUGGAACUGAUGGCAAGCAUACUGGGUGUGAUCAGUCUUUUUUCGGGCGUAGAGAAUUUUCUUUCACAUUAGACAAUGACAUAUAUCUGCGCUUUCAGUCCUUCAAUAGUGCAUCUGAUAUGGAAAAUGCAAUCAAAGAAAAAUGUCCAUUCAAAAUAGAUAUUGGUGCCGUAUACAGCGUUGAUCCUGCAAAGAGGCAUGCCUAUGCUCAAGCUGGUGAUAAUGUGUUUACUCCAGUGGAAAGGGAGCUAGUUUUUGAUAUAGAUAUGACAGAUUAUGAUGAUGUCAGAUACUGCUGCUCCGGAGCUGAUGUUUGCUUGGACUGUUGGCCAUUGAUGACCAUUGCAAUUAAAGUUCUCGAUACUUCCCUCAGAGAUGAUUUUGGAUUUAAUCAUAUUCUUUGGGUUUUUAGUGGCCGACGUGGUGUCCAUUGUUGGGUUUGUGAUGCGAAAGCAAGAAGGCUGAAUAAUGAACAGAGAGCAGCUGUUGCUGAUUAUUUUCGGGUUUACAAGGGAAAUGAAAAUAGUCAUAGAAAGGUUUCUCUGAUGGGUCAGGCCCUUCAUCCCUUUCUAGCAAGAUCCUACACGAAUGUUUUAAAGGACUUUUUUGAACGAAAAUUGCUUAGCAGUCAGCAACUACUCUCAGAGGAGAGAUAUGAAAAAAUACUUGAUAUGAUUCCUGAUGAAGGUAUUACUUCUGAUCUUCGUGGCAAGUGGCAGGAUAACAGGCGUUCAUCCAUGGGCAAAGAAGACAUAAAUAUUUUUAGAUGGGACCAACUAAAACAUCUGCUUCAAUCUGGAAAGCAGAAGGCACCAGGGCUUCGUAGAUGCGUUGAAGAAAUUGUGUUCUCAUAUGCCUAUCCUAGGAUUGAUAUGGAGGUCUCAAAGCAUAUGAACCAUUUGCUGAAGGCACCAUUCUGUGUACAUCCCAAAACAGGUCGCGUUUGUGUUCCUAUUGAUCCAGAUCGUUGUGAGGAGUUUGAUCCGACGACUGUCCCUACACUUUCUAAGCUUCUGGGAGAAAUUAACAUGGGUUUGAGAACAGAGGGUGAUAAUGAAUGGGAUGCAACCUCACUUGGACAGUCAGUCAGAUACUUCAGAUCAUCUUUCUUGCAGCCUUUGCUAAAGUCUUGUAAGGAGGAAAUAGAAAGCUCAUAUAUUGCAAAGAAAGCGCAGUCGAGGAACUCUCUAAGCUGGUAGUCUUUUUCAGUGUUUCCUCAGGUCUCAACUUUAUUGUCUUUAUUCAUAUACAUCAUAUUUGUAACCAGAUACAUCUUUGAUGUUAUGUACACUUAAUAUAGAUGGUAAAUGAUCAUGUCCAAAUUAGUUUCUUAUGUUCACCAUGUUUAAUGAGAUAACUAAGUAGCAUAA